This is a messenger RNA of Centruroides sculpturatus (bark scorpion), 1891 nucleotides long. RefSeq names its product neurogenic locus Notch protein-like. The record is from RefSeq and is a predicted model, not a curated record. The transcript is spliced from 9 exons. Gene Ontology annotation, biological process: epidermal growth factor receptor signaling pathway; positive regulation of cell population proliferation; positive regulation of mitotic nuclear division. The coding region runs from base 41 to 1891 and encodes 616 amino acids. Lineage: Eukaryota; Metazoa; Arthropoda; Arachnida; Scorpiones; Buthidae. Gene Ontology annotation, molecular function: calcium ion binding.
UUAAAAGGUUGAUCCAGAUUGACAUUAUUUUAAACGAACAAUGAAAUUAGUUGAAGUGCGUGAAAUGGCAAAAAUGUCAAUCUUGUUCUUAAUUAGUUGUUUUGCUCUUACUUUAGCUGCUGAAAAUUUAAAUAAAAAUAAUGAAGACUUUACUACUUUAAAAGAUUUUAGUAGAAAAAGUGAAUUUACAGAGCAACCAGUGAAUAUUAUAAACACAAACAGCGUCGAAACAAAAUUAGUGAGGGAAAUUUCACAAGUACCUAAAGAUGUAACUGAAUCAGAAGGUAUUUAUACUACACAAUCGAAAAAAGAAAUUCAACCAACAAAAUUAGAAAAAAAAUUGAUAAGGUUACUAGAAGAAGAGGUUCAAACAACAGGACCGGAAGAGGAGAAGGAAGAAGAGGAGGUUCAAACAACAGGACCGGAAGAGGAGAAGGAAGAAGAGGAGGUUCAAACAACAGGACCGGAAGAAGAGGUUCAAACAACAGGACCGGAAGAGGAGAAGGAAGAAGAGGAGGUUCAAACAACAGGACCGGAAGAGGAGAAGGAAGAAGAGGAGGUUCAAACAACAGGACCGGAAGGGGAGGAAGAAGAGGAGGUUCAAACAAGAGGACCGGAAGAAGAGGUUCAAACAACAGGACCGGAAGAGGAAGAAGAAGAAGAGGAGGUUCAAACAACGGGACCGGAAGAGGAGAAGGAAGAAGACGAGGUUCAAACAACAGGGCCUGAAGAGGAAGAGGAGGUCCAAACAACAGGACCGGAAAAGGAGGAGGAAGAAGAUGAGGUUGAUACAACAGGGCCAGGAGAAGAGACGAUCCAAACAACGAUGCCUGAAGAGGAAGAGGAGGGCCAAACAACAGGGCCAGAAGUGAUCAGCACUAACGAACCAAACGAUGCUUGCAAUCCUAAUCCCUGUCAGAAUGGAGGUAUUUGUAAGAUAAAUAAACAUGACAGAUUCGAAUGUAAAUGCCCUAAAGGAACAAAAGGGAAACGAUGCGAGAGAGUUGAUUGGUGUAAAGUUCUGAGAGAUGACGGAACUACAGGUAAAUCGUAUUGUAACAGAGGAGAAGCCAAAUGCGUGCCACAAAGAGACGGAAAUUUCAGUUGUAAAUGCUACAAUAGACAGAAAGAAUUUAAUUAUGAAAUUGGGAAAUGUAAAAGCAGAGAUAUGUGUUCACCGAAUCCCUGUCAGCACGGAGGGAUCUGUAGCACAAGUGGUAAUCAAGCUCAUUGCGAAUGCCCAGAAGGAGCGUACGGAAGAUAUUGUGAAAGAGUCAAUUGGUGUUUUAUUAAAAUGGAUAACGGAAAAUCAGGAGCAGAUUAUUGUGAUCAGGGAGAAGCUAAAUGUGUUGAAAAUCGCAGAAUGCAAAAUUUUACUUGCGUAUGUUACAAUAAAAGGAAAACAUUCAAUGAAGAAUUGCACGAAUGUAUAGAUGAAAGUUAUGAAACGGAAGUUAAAGCUGAAGCACUAACGGAGUGCGAACAAGAUACAACAGGCUACGAUGAAUGCCGAGAUAAAGAAGCCCUUUGUUUUAAAGAUCCAUACUCAUAUCUAGGAUAUAUUUGUGUGUGUAAAGAUGGCACUGAAUUAGAAGAAGGAACUUGUAAAACCAACGAAAAUCCUACAGAAGUAUGUUCAAAAGACAGUGUAGGAUAUAAACAUUGCCAAAAAGUUUCCGCAGAGUGUUUUGUAAAUCCUAAAGAAAGUCGUGGUUAUUCGUGUCUUUGUCCAAAUGGAGUAGAAUAUGAUGAGAUAAACGGCUGUGAAGUUUCUAUUGCGUACGCCAGUGUAUUAAAAUGUUCCGAUGGAAACUGCGAAAAUGAUGCUAAUAAUGGAGUUAAAUUAUUAUGGAAAAAUCUGCCUUCAGAAAGAUAUAGAAUACAAUUUUAA